Molecule: messenger RNA, 6093 nt
Organism: Sciurus carolinensis (gray squirrel)
Lineage: Eukaryota; Metazoa; Chordata; Mammalia; Rodentia; Sciuridae
Gene: Slc9a8
Product: solute carrier family 9 member A8
Exons: 16
Coding region: 1035-2780 (581 amino acids)
Biological process (GO): regulation of pH; sodium ion transport; proton transmembrane transport
Cellular component (GO): Golgi apparatus; membrane
Molecular function (GO): sodium:proton antiporter activity
Source: RefSeq, a predicted model, not a curated record
GUGGAGGCGGCAGGGCUGGGCCCCGGCGGGUGACAGCGAGCCUCUGGCCCCGGAAGGCGGGGCUCCUUGUGCCGGUUGGCCAGGACUGACCAUGCCAGCGCCCACGCGGAGGGCGGGGUGGGGACCCGGCGGGGCCCGGCAGCGCCCCGAGCUCGGACCCUCGGCGGGGGCGGCCCCGAGAGCAACCCUGCGGAAACCGUGACCCACCUUCACUGCCUCAGUCUCCGACCGUCCGAAGGUCACCGAGCGCUCCUCCCCCUGCGGCAGGAAGUCUUGGCGGCCCCCACGCCCACUCCCGGCGUGGCCGUCGCGUCCUUCUCCGUAACGCUCGGUUUUCGCCUCUCUCACUCGGUUUCCCUCAUUCGUUGACUGUUGCCGCAGGUGCAGGCCCGAGGCACAUAGUAGGAAAGGGGCGGGCCAGGAGCUGCCUUCAGACUAUUUUCAUUCUGUUGGGAUCAGAAAAUCAGAGACAGAUGCACGCGGUGGUUUCAGAGCCCGAUAAACGCGUGAAGGAAUGAAGUAGCGUGAGGGCAGGGGGCACCCGGAAGAAGUGACAUUCGAGCAGUGGAGGAGCCGGGGUGACAAGUUCAAAGACCUUUCUCAAGAGAAGGCUUAGUGCUUUGGAGUGACUGAAAGAAAGGUAGCGUGGAGUGUAGACAACAGGCGAAUUAACGGACUGUGAUGAGGCCGGGAGGGGUCUGUGUCCUCCAGGCCUUCGUGGGCAAGGACCCCUGAUAGUCCAUCUCCAGCCUUGCAGGGCACCAUCUGUUGCAUGUUACAGUCACCCUGUCAGUGUUUGAGGAAUGAGUAUGUGAAGGUUAACAAGGAAACCUUUGGUAUGGACUCAUUCACCUGAUAACCUUUCAGUGCCCUUUGGCCAAGUGGGGGCCAAGUCCCCUUUAGUCGCCUUAUUGGGCAUCUGCCCUUCCCCAGACACUAAACUAGGUCCCAGCAGCACGAAGCAAAAAAGAGAUGGAUUAGCCCAGUGCUUUCAAAUUUGGAUUGAAGCUUGAUUCUGCCAUUGACUAAUAAGGAUGUUGGUCAUGUUAUGGAACCUGGAGAGGUUCUCCAAUACAACACAUGAGGGUUUCAAUGUCACCCUCCAUACCACCCUGGGUGUCACGACCAAACUGGUGCUCCCGACCCCUGCCAAGCCCAUCCUCCCCGUGCAGACGGGAGAGCAGGCCCAGCAGGAGGAGCAGUCGAGCGGCAUGACCAUUUUCUUCAGCCUCCUUGUCUUAGCUAUCUGCAUCAUAUUGGUGCAUUUACUCAUCCGAUACAGAUUGCAUUUCUUACCAGAGAGCGUUGCUGUUGUUUCUCUAGGUAUCCUCAUGGGGGCAGUCAUAAAGAUCAUAGAGUCUAAACAACUGGCAAAUUGGAAGGAAGAAGAAAUGUUUCGACCCAAUAUGUUUUUCCUCCUCUUGCUUCCACCUAUCAUCUUCGAGUCUGGAUACUCAUUGCACAAGGGUAACUUCUUUCAGAAUAUUGGUUCCAUCACUCUAUUUGCUGUUUUCGGUACAGCGAUCUCUGCUUUUGUAGUAGGUGGAGGAAUUUAUUUUCUGGGUCAGGCUGAUGUCAUCUCUAAACUCAACAUGACAGACAGUUUUGCCUUUGGCUCCCUAAUAUCUGCUGUUGACCCCGUGGCCACUAUUGCUAUUUUCAAUGCGCUGCAUGUGGACCCUGUGCUCAACAUGCUGGUGUUCGGAGAAAGUAUUCUCAACGAUGCAGUCUCCAUUGUCUUGACCAACACAGCUGAAGGUUUAACAAGAAAAAAUAUGUCAGAUGUCAGUGGGUGGCAAACAUUUUUACAAGCCCUUGGCUACUUCCUCAAAAUGUUCUUUGGCUCUGCAGCACUCGGCACUCUCACUGGCUUAAUUUCUGCAUUAGUGCUCAAGCAUAUUGACUUGAGGAAGACACCUUCCUUGGAGUUCGGCAUGAUGAUCAUUUUUGCCUAUCUGCCUUAUGGGCUCGCAGAAGGAAUCUCACUCUCAGGCAUCAUGGCCAUCCUGUUCUCGGGCAUCGUGAUGUCACACUACACGCACCAUAACCUCUCCCCGGUCACCCAGAUCCUCAUGCAGCAAACCCUGCGGACCGUGGCCUUCUUGUGCGAAACAUGUGUGUUUGCAUUUCUUGGCCUGUCCAUUUUUAGUUUCCCUCACAAGUUUGAAAUUUCCUUUGUCAUCUGGUGCAUAGUGCUCGUACUGUUCGGCAGAGCCGUCAACAUCUUCCCUCUCUCCUACCUCCUGAACUUCUUCCGUGAUCAUAAAAUCACCCCAAAGAUGAUGUUCAUCAUGUGGUUUAGUGGCCUGCGGGGGGCCAUCCCCUACGCCCUGAGCCUGCACCUGGACCUGGAGCCCAUGGAGAAGCGGCAGCUGAUCGGCACCACCACCAUCGUCAUCGUGCUUUUCACCAUCCUGCUGCUGGGCGGCAGCACCAUGCCCCUCAUCCGCCUCAUGGACAUCGAGGACGCCAAGGCGCGCCGCAGGAGCAAGAAGGACGUCAACCUCAGCAAGACAGAGAAGAUGGGCAACACCAUCGAGUCUGAGCACUUGUCGGAGCUCACGGAGGAGGAGUAUGAAGCCCACUACAUCCGGCGGCAGGACCUUAAGGGCUUCAUGUGGCUGGACGCCAAGUACCUGAACCCCUUCUUCACGCGGAGGCUGACACAAGAGGACCUUCACCACGGGCGCAUCCAGAUGAAGAGCCUCACCAACAAGUGGUAUGAGGAGGUGCGCCAGGGCCCGUCGGGCUCCGAGGACGACGAGCAGGAGCUGUUCUGACCCGCACGGCGCCCAGGAUGGGCCUCGCUGCCCACAGACACCCCGUGUGGCCCUGGAAGUACUUGCACCUGGCAGCUCUGCAGGACAUGAGACAUGGAGUGAGGUGCAGCCAGAAUCCUCCAGGCUUCAGAAACACUCCUCUCCCCACUCCUCACCGAGCAGGGCCUCGACCCAGCGUGGCUUCUCACCCACAGAGUGGAAUGGUCUCCCCACAGGUACUGCUCCCUUCUGCCUCUGCCACCCCCUGCCUCCUGCAGAGAGCUGCCUGCCUGGACAAGGAGUCGGAGCGUGGCCUGCGGGGAACACUGUGCCUGGAGACUGGGUGUCAGGGCCUCAUCACAACCCAGGGGGCUGGCGGGGAGUAGCGCCCAGAAGGCUCGAACUCCUCGCUCCCUCUGGUGUUUGCUGUGCUCCCUGAGAAAGAACAAUUGAGUGACCCUUUUUCUUUACCUCUGAUUGGCACCUCACAGCCUGUCUCCCCGGGCAGGCAGCUGCUGCCCUCUUGGGCAUACUGUGAAUGUUUACACUGGUGCCCACCUCGACGCUGGGCCCUUCUUACAGCCUGGUUGAAAGCUGCAGCCCUGGGGUCUCAGGGUGGGGCCUUGGGCCUCUUCUGCGGGGUCAGAGCGCCCCCUGGAGAGAGAAGCUGGAAAAGUGUCUGUGGCCAGCCAUGGCUGUCUGAAUUCUGUUUCAGUUCUUGCACUUUUACCAAGUCCAGGAGCCUGGUAGCUGCUGCCCCAGCUGUCCCGUCUCCCUCACUGGGUCCCGCUGCUCCACGGUUCUUAUUCAUCCAGUUCGGGGUUCUGUUCUCUUCCUUCCAGUCUCUACCAUCUUGGUUUCUGUCCGUCUCCCUUGCUGGGUGGGCGCCCCACCCAGAGGUACCCAUGCACAGUUCACCCAGUAGGCACCGUCCCAUGGCCCUGGCUCCCCUGCCACCUCGGGAUAAGGAGCUGCCAGCUGCGUCCACGUGAAAUGGAGUUCCUGACCCACACCCGCUUCCCACCUGCCCUUUUCGUAACUGCUGGACUGCGCCCAUCCACAGGUGGUCUGGAGAGCAGAACCCUCAGGCGAUUCAGUUCAUCACGUGCAUGUCAUUGGCUCUCAGUGGGACACUCUGGGCCCAGGUCUUGGGCUGGUAGCAGGUACAUUCCCACAUCUCGUGCCUCAGGCAGUGUGACUGGAUGUCAGAAGAACUGACCUCAGGCCCGCUAGGACUCUUGCCAGGCCCCAGCCCCACUUCUCACCUUGCCCCAGAACUUGCCACAGUCAGGGUGGUGGGGCAAGAAGCAGGUGCUUUGCUCUUCCGCGUGGAAAGGAAGUUUGUACUCCACAGAGCUAAAGCCGGCUUUUCCUUCCUAGGGUCCCACACCGUGACCCCACUGUUCAGGCCAUGCCACUGCCUUGCAUGAUUCUGGUCUCCACCAUUUCUUUUCUGUUGAAGAAGAGGAUACAGAGGGAGGGGACCUUUUUCCUUACCUGAGAGUGGGCAGGGAUCUGAGACCAGUUGUCCCUUUAGCCCAGCCCAGAACUAAUUCCUUUCUCCCCUGAAAUUCAGGGGCUGAUAUCAGAGAUGUAGGUUGUUUUGCAGGCUCAAUAAUUUGCCAAGAUUUUCUUUUUUUAAUCUUAAAUUCAUAGAUUAAGGAAUGAGACGAGAUGGAGUCUUCUCAAUUCAGACUGUUGUCACCAGCUCCAGUGCCCCAGCCACAUUAUGCCUCCCACUUUUUGCUGAGACCUGAGAAUGUCACUGUGGGGAGCAUCUGUGGUUGGUGGAAGGGCCACCAGACUUCGCUGGGGUGAGGGGUGGGGCCUUUUCUGGGCGCCACCAGCGGGGCCUGGGUCUCCUGUGAGCCUUCUCUGCCCCCUUUUGGUGAGUGAGGGUUUAGCAACCUGGGAGAGCAACCCCAAGAGAUGAAGGUGACUUGCUUCACCUUUGUAGUAAGCAGAAGGUGCUGGGGUAUGUUCUUCAGGUGGGGUAUCAUUUGGGGCUGUACCUGUAGAAGAUGUUGAAGUAUCCAGCUUUGCUCUACCAUCCUGCCUGCUUCAGGCCUAGCCCAGGGACAGAGCAGCUGUGGCACUUGGAAGGUAUUAUUUUAGAGUGAGGUGAGGGCCCCCGGGAACACUGGCCCUGUAGCCAGUGAACCAAGACGUGCUGCAUCAGAGCUGCACCCUGGCAGCCCCUCCAUUGCCACCUCUCUUGUGGUUGUGGGACCCCUUGGAAUAACCACACCCUGCGACUUGGGGUGUGAAGUCUUUUUAUAAGGAGAGGCUUCUUUCCUAACUAGCAUUUCCUGAGUUCCCAAGGUGGAAUCAGCUGUGGGCUGGGCCAGGCUGGGAUGGCUCAGUCAUGGGUGGUGCCCAGCCACUCAGCCCAGGACCUGAAGCCCUCCUGUCCCCACCCCAAGCCACCACCCCUUUCACUGUGGGGCUGUUGGUGGGGCCCUGCUGGCCCAGAUUGUGGCAGCCCAGGUCAGCCCAGAGGUCCCGAUGUGCCACAGAUGCCUUUGUGUGGUGGUAUGGCAAGGUGAACAAGUGGGGGGCCCUCGGCAAGACCUGGCCCCCUGAGUCCUGGGUCCCCAUUCUCAUGGACCCACACGUUUGGCAGAGCCCUCUGCCGGGGGUCUGCCGCCAGGGUCCCCUUGGCUUUGCAGGCCAGGGGGCGGCACGGCCCAGGGUGGAGUUGCCCGACUCCAGCUGGAGGGUCUCACAGCUCUGCUGUAGAUCAGGAUUUUUAAAUGCAGAAUAGGUCCCCUCCCAUUCCCUCCAAAAUGCGACCACAGUUUCCCCUGCUGGCUGGAGCAUAGAAGCCAAAUCUGAGAUGUUCCCGACACUGCGGGCAGUUGUUAGUUGUCCUCCCAGGACCCACCUCCAGGGCCCAGGCAGAGAGGUACAGGCUCCCAGAGAAAAAGGAGCCAGCUCCUUCCUGUCCCUGCCGUUUCUCAAAUGCAUGUUCAUGGGCCUCGGAAGGAAGGACUUUCCAAUAUCGCCUGCCCCGUCCCGUUUCCCCGCAGUCCCAGAGGCAGAAGGCACCUUGGCCCUCACCCAGGGCAUGGGCUCCCGCUCUGCAGGCAGGAGCCUGCUGUGAGCCCCGCAGGCCUGUGGGCCAAAGGAAAGAAGCCACUUGCACAUGACAAGGGAGGGACAGUUGGGAGGUCCCAGCUUCCACCAGAGGCUACAGUACCCUCCAGCUGCAGUUCCCACAAGGCCAGCUCUAGUCUCACAGCCAAUAGGAGUCCUGGUUGGGUUUUUUUGUUUUUUUUGUCAUUUUCUCUAAAAAUUAAGGUUUGUUUAAAGUUUUUUUUUUUUUUUUUUUUUU